AUGGCGGACUCGACGCACCACACCAUCCGCCGCGCCGCGGCGCGCCCGCGCGGCUGGUGCUGCUCGUUCGCGGGCAUCCCGGAGAGUCCCGAGCACCGCCCCGCGCUCCCGGCGUCGUCCGCGGUAGGCGCCGCCGUCCGGAAGCAGCUCCCGCCUCCUCCGCCGCCGCCCAAGUCCCCUCUGGCGCCGUCGUCGCACCACAGCUCGCCGUCGUCGAAGCUGGCGGGGCUCAUCGACCCGCGCAGGAUCCUCUCGCCGGGCCGCGUGUCCCCGAUCGACUCUGAGGGGUCGCCGGCCGUCGCGGACGCGCUGCCGAGGGAACAGUCCGCGCCUUUCGUGGCGGUGCGGGAGGACGAGGACGAGGAGGACGGGGAGCGGGAAGUGGAAAGGAACGCGCUGGAUCUGAGGCUGUGCCUCAGGGGCAGGGACGGCCGGUGCGUCGCCAUGGACCUCGACUCCGCCGUGCUGUGCGGGAGCAGCGCGUUCUUCGCCGGCAUGGUGCCCGACGCCUCUGCGAGCGGGGGCGGCGGCGGGGGCAGGAGGGUCGAGGUGGAUGGGGUGGACAACUUGGAGGCGUUCAAGGAGGCGGUGGAGCUCAUGUUCGAGCCCGACGCCAUGCGGUGGCUCGCCAGGGCCGGCGUGUCACGGGCAAUUGCUGUGCUCGAGGUUUCCUCCUCUAUUAUGUUUGACAGAGGAAUUGAAUCAUGUUUGAAGUACAUCGAAGCAGUUCCAUGGAACGAGAAUGAGGAAGAGAAGCUGAAACAUGUUUUUGCUAGAUGCACUUUUGAUGAAUCAGUAUGUAAAGAUGUGCUGGCAAGAUUACAACAACAAUGCACGAGCGGCUCAGAGGACUUGACAGUGCAGCUCAUUGAAUCUGUCACCAGUGGAACCAACAAUGGUGCAAGAAAAGAGAUGCAAUCUUUGGUCAGCGGUCUCCUAAGCAAAAGCUCAGUCUAUCAUAAGGACAUGUCAGGGCUAAACAAGAGGGGCCUCUAUCAAAUCUAUCGUUCCUGUUUGAGUUCACUGGUGGAACUUUUCAUGGAAGACUCAGAGCCAGUCGAGGAUGUGACCCAAGCUAUGAAAACUUCAGAGAGCAAGCCUAUGAUUGAAAGGGUCAGUAAGCAAACUGAGAAUCUCAAGUGGCUCUUUGACAUACUUUUAAACAAUGACAUAGCAGAAGAAUAUGUUGAUAUGUGGGCAAACCAAGACGAACUCAUCACAAUGCACGAGCAAGCAUCACCGAUGUUCAGAUAUGAGCUUAGCCGGAUAUCAGCGAGCGUGUUCAUCGCUCUGGGGAAAGGAAGAAUCCAGUGCCCCAGUGACACGAGGAGCCAAUUGUUCCAUGGAUGGUUCAGGCCAAUGCUUAUGGACUUCGGCUGGCUCCAGAGGUGCUCCAAGGGGCUAGAUGUGAAAAUCCUGGAGGAGAACCUGGGGCAGGGCCUGCUCACCCUUCCACUUCACCAUCAGCAGAGCUUAUUCGUAGAAUGGUUUCAGUGCUUCGCAUCUAGAGGCACACAAUGCCCAAAUCUCAGCAGAGCUUUCCAGGUAUGGUGGAGGAGGUCAUUUGUUAGAUCAUCUGUAGAGGUGCGUCGGUGA
This is a messenger RNA of Miscanthus lutarioriparius, 1596 nucleotides long. The record is from the annotation of a GenBank genome assembly. Lineage: Eukaryota; Viridiplantae; Streptophyta; Magnoliopsida; Poales; Poaceae.